AUGCAACAACAACAACAACAAAGACAGAACAAUAGACAACAUAUUAUACAUUACAAUAACGAUAACAUUGUGUCAAAUAUGAUGGAGCUUGGAUUCACAUUCUUUGAGCUCACGGGUUAUUCAUUGAUAACGUUCUACGACGUGGUAGUAGCGUUCCCCGAUCAAUUCAACAGAUACAUCAGACGUAGAAAUGGUAUCUUUCAAAGAAUAUCCAUGUCACUCAGACGUAGUUGGAGCACACCCAAGCUAAGCAACAGUAGCAAGUACUACAACAGCAGCAGCACCAGCACUGGAAGUAUCAUCAACGAUACUGCCUACUCCUUCAACAUUCCUGUAUCAUCCUCUACACCAUCAAUCCCUACCACCACCGCCACAUCAACACCAACUGUAGUAUUAUCCCCUCCAACAUCAACGUCCACAACAACAACAACAACAACAACAGUUGGUGCACCUGGAACUGAAAAGGUUAAGAACUUGGAGAAUGAGUUGUCCAGAUUGCGUGAGGAGAUUGCAAGAAUAAUGUCAACGACAAACAGUGGAAUGGCUCCAGCCGCCGCAGCGGCACCUGGCAAGGCUUGCCCACCUCCACCCCCACCCCCCUUGCCACCAAUGUACAAGCCCACCAACUUUAAGAUGCAAAAGACUGCAGAGGGCGUGAUCAGAUCCAGUCAGAUGCCAGCCGGCACACCAACCAAGCAGGCUCUGUCCAUCGGUGACCUUUUGAGAUCGGGCCAGAAGGUGACCCUGAAGAAGUCAGACAUCAUUCGUUCGCCAGGUGGCACUCCCGUGCGUGACAUCACCAACCAGCAAAAGUCAGUGCUCUCUACACAGGACUUUAUCGCAGUUGCUCUCAAGAACAAGUUCAAGAACGUCGUCCACCAAGAAUCACCAGAGAGACGUCCCAGCACCAAGUCCGCCACCAAAAAGGGCAAUGACGACUCCUUCUUCUCAGACUCUGACAAUGAGUUUGAUGCAUUUGAUGACAAGGAGAACAGAACUAUGGUGAUCUAA
Acytostelium subglobosum LB1 is the source of this 1011-nucleotide messenger RNA. RefSeq lists its product as hypothetical. Gene Ontology annotation, biological process: mitochondrial fission; aerobic respiration. Bases 1 to 1011 code for a protein of 336 amino acids. The record is from RefSeq and is a predicted model, not a curated record. NCBI's taxonomy places the organism in Eukaryota, Evosea, Eumycetozoa, Acytosteliales, Acytosteliaceae. The transcript has a single exon. Gene Ontology annotation, cellular component: mitochondrion.